This is a messenger RNA of Salarias fasciatus (jewelled blenny), 3433 nucleotides long. It is a transcript of the gene trim65, whose product is annotated as tripartite motif containing 65. The coding region runs from base 60 to 1595 and encodes 511 amino acids. Lineage: Eukaryota; Metazoa; Chordata; Actinopteri; Blenniiformes; Blenniidae. The record is from RefSeq and is a predicted model, not a curated record. Gene Ontology annotation, molecular function: protein binding; zinc ion binding. The transcript has 8 exons.
GCUCCUUCUGAUGCUGAGCUGCUGUGUGUCUGUGAAAGAGAGGCUUCCAGACUGCAAAGAUGGAGAAUCCCAACCUGACAUGCAUCAUAUGCUUUGACCAGUUCAAAUACCCCGUCACCAUCCCCUGUGGCCAUACCUUCUGCAAAAACUGCAUCAUCACGCUUUGGGACACAAAGAGCAAGUCAAAUAUUGGUCCACAUUGUCCCAUCUGCAACGAGAAGUUCACCACCCGGCCUGUCCUCAAGAGGAAUGUGUCCCUGUCUGUCCUGACUGAGGCCGCCAACAGCACCGGGCCGUCCUACAGGGAGCCGCUGAUGAGGGGGAGUGAGGGCCCCCGGGCCAUGGUGCUGUGCGAUCGCCACAAGAAGCCCCUGGUUUAUUACUGCAAACAGGACAAGAUGUCGGUGUGCUGUGAGUGCGGCAUCUCCGACUGUGGGAACCACGACAAGGUCUUGCUGGAGGCAGAGAGGGAACAUCAAGAGCUGAUGUUGGAGCGGAAGAAUAAAGAGGUGGGAAAACUUCUUGAGGAGACACAGAAAAAUCUAAUCGACCUGGCAGAGAAUAUCAAGCAAGCAAAGCUGACUCUGGAGCAGACCUCUACCUGGGUGAACGCCAAAUUCUCCAGCCUGUUGAAGGUCCUGGCUGAGAAGCAGGAAGCCACGGAGCUCUUCAUCGAUGUGCAGAAAGAGGGCGCCGUCACAGAGGCGGAGGCACGGCUGGCCCAGCUGGAAGAGCGGUGUCAAGUCCUCCAAGAGAGCCAAGGCCGGAUCGCAGCGCUGCACAGCCUCCCGGACACGGAGCUCAUCAGGGAAUCGAUGCAUGUAGAAGUUCCACGCUUCAACGAAAUCCCCACAGAUGUCACGCCGAACCUCCAGGAUCGGUUGAACGGUAUCACAGAGGUCCUGUCUCGAGUUUCCAAGCUGGUGUCGGAGGACCUGGAGAAAGCCGUGAGCACCGCCGUGGGUCAGGACAAAGACGGUUCUCCUCAAGAUAGGAGGCCGAUACUCGCCGUGGUUCCCAGUCCUGCUGCUCCGUGUCACCCGGGUGGGAAGGAGGGCCUCAGCGCUUACCGAUGCUCCCUGACCUUUGACCCUCGCACCGCCAACGGGCACCUGUUCCUGUCCAUGGAGAACCGAAGGGCGGAGCACCUGACCUCCGGGCCCCGACCCGUCCCGGCCCACGAGGCCCGCUUCGAUCACACCUGGCAGGUGCUCUGCUUCCAGGGCUUCAAACACGGGCAGCACUACUGGGAGCUGGAGGUGUCCAAGCCCUGGGCCUACCUCGGGGUGACCUACGAGACCAUCCCCAGGAAAGAGAAGGGCAAGAGAUGCAUGGUGGGCAUGAACGAGCUGUCCUGGAGCCUUCAGCUGGACGAGCACCAGCUCAGCGCGUGGCACAACGGGCGGUGCGAGAGGCUGGUCGGACACUCCCAGCACAGCCGCAUCGGCAUGCUGCUGGACUACGAGGCGGGGACGCUCACGUACUACGGCGACGGGCAGACCCGGCUGCACGCCUUCCACUGUGCCUUCACCCAGGAGCUGUUCCCCGCCUGCUGGAUAGGAGAGGGCGUCAGCAUCACGCUCUGCUCCACAUGAAGAGCACCCAGGUACACAAGGGAGCACUACCAACUCUGUACAAGAUCCACCCUGACCACUCCCAAGGGUUUUUUUUUUUUAUUUUAAAAUGACUUUUUACCCACGUAACUGACGGACUUCCAUUCUUUGGCUUAACUUACAAUUUACACUGCAGAUCAGAGUCCCCAGUUUGGAAACUUGGAACACACUCUACUCUGUAAACACAUUACAGAUCCACUAUCCUUCGUUUAAGUACGGGUUUAUUUUUGGAGAGAUGUUCACUGUCUAGUUGGAGGAGACUGAUCUCACUGAAGAAUCAGUCCAAAAAUUUAGUUUUACUUUAUUUUGAAUCUUCUACUGUGAGAAAAUAAGCACUUACUGUCAGUUGCGUUUACAAGUAGACGAGUCACCAACUCAUGAAAAUCUACACACACGCUGGUUUAGGUUUCGUUAGUCCUGGAUGGACACACACUUCUCAUGAAAUCCAGCACACACUGGUGUGUAGAGGAACUUCUUCUACACCAAAAAUCAUAGACAGUUUAUCAAACAACAGCUUAAACAAGUCGUCCUGUGCUUUUCUUAAUUUAAUUAACUUAAAGUACCUUUCUUGUUAAAAACAGCCUAAGUAUCAAAUAAAGUGGUCUACCACUUGUUGAAAGCAUCAUGAAGAAACCUCUGCAAAUGAAAAUUUAGUCUAUCCACAUCUAGUAAUCUACUUUUAGUCCUCUGAGACAUUGAGGCUGGUGUCAAAUUACUCAAAUUUUUCAAGCUGUGAAUGAAUAAAAUGCUACUGUAGUGCAUACAGUGAGGAAAGCAUUGAAAUGAGUUUAGUGUUCACUUUAAAAGGGAAACGAUGGUGCUGCCACCUUGUGUUGUACAUGUGUAGAAAUAUGCUUACAUGAAGGAAAGAGAGCCACAGUGGGAGGUUUUCCAGAGUGCAAUUAUUCUAAUUAGCUGCUAGUUGUUUUGGAAAUGUGCUGUAUUCAUCCACACAAAAGAUCUUAAAAAAAAAAAAAGUUUUUACAUUCUGCUUCAUUUAAUCUUGGUUUUAAUUGAAAUUUGCAGUUGUCAGUUUUGUACUAGUGUGUGAGUACAGUAUCUUUCCAAAGGUUGGAGCAUCAUGGGAAAAUUGGAAAAUCUACCAUAUUUCUUAGUCUUUAAACUGGGAUCCGAGCUUAUGUUGGAUUACGAUCUACACUGACUGCGUGGUUCUUCUUAUCGCUCUAAAAACGGAUGAAACUUCACUUGUGCUGCACUUGACACUGUAAACAAGUGAGAAGACGAAGCAAUAAACCCUGAAGAGACGGUUUGAACUUCUACUCUCCAGCAUGCCUGAACCUUCACCUGUGUAGAAACGGUGGACUAACAGGAUGGGAAAUACAAUCCUGACCGCUACACCGGCACACGUGAUGCAGAUGGAGCUAUUGUUGACUGUAUGAAACAUUACUACUGAGAGUACAGCACUGAAACUGGAUUCCUUUUUUUUUUUUUUUUUUUUUUUUUUUCUUGGAGUUGGGAUCUGAGCAUGAAUGCACAAACCGCACUGGCCCCGAACCCUUUACCUUUACCUUGGGUUGUCAGAUUACGAGUAUUCAUGAUGUAAAGCACUAGAUUCUGGGAUGCCGAGGUACUGGACAUGUUGGGAAACCUUUGUGGAUUUACAAAAGCUGUCGAACUCUGACAGAUGGGAAAAUCUUUCUCUGGAAGACGUCAAGUCUGCUCAUACACUAUGGUCUUGUUUUAAUAUUAACAUUUACUCAUUGUACAAAAAAAAAACAAUAAAAAAUACACACUCCUGUUCCACAUCAAUCAAGAGCAGUUUAAUAAAAUCCAAUGCGCACAUGCAUUAGUGGAAAUCA